CACUCUCUAUCGCUCUCUCUCUCUCUCACGCACGCACACGGGCACGCCCCCUGACACUCGCGCUGAGCGAGGCUCAUUUCCAGCGGCUGCGGUCUCCGCGCGUCGCGUCCGGCUCCGCUUCAUGGCUCAGCGCGUCGCUCGUCCCGUCGUCGCCGUCGCGCUGCUGCUCCUCGGACUUGUCGCCCUCCUGCUGCUCACCGUCCGCGUCGAAGACGUGCACGAGCCGCCGGGCUUCAUGUACGGGAUCGUCCUCGACGCCGGCUCGUCCCACACGGCGCUGUACGUGUACAAGUGGCCGGCGGACAAGCAGAACGGAACCGGCCUGGUGACGCAGCACAGCGAGUGUCACGCCAGCGGAGGAGGCAUCUCCAGCUACGUGGGCCGACCCGGAGCGGCGGCGCUGAGCUUGGAGCCGUGUCUGCAGCAGGCGCUGGAGGACGUUCCCAGAGAACGGCAGCGCGGAACGCCUGUGUACCUGGGCGCCACGGCGGGAAUGAGGCUGCUGAGGAUCUCCAGUCCGGAGCAGUGCAGCGAGAUCCUGCAGGAAGUGGGCCACAAAAUCCAGUCGUCCCCCUUCGACUUCCGCGGAGCAGCCGUCCUGAGCGGGCAGGAGGAGGGCGCCUACGGCUGGGUCACGGUCAACUACCUGCUGGAGAACUUCCUGAAGUACGGCCUGGUGGGCCGCUGGCUGAGCCCCGGCAGACCCACGGUGGGAGCGCUGGACUUCGGAGGCGCCUCCACCCAGAUAACGUUUGCCACUCAGGAGGAGAUGGAGGAGACGCAGGACGCGAUGAAGCUGCGUCUGUACGGACGGGACUAUUCGCUGUACACCCACAGCUUCCUGUGCUACGGCCAGGACCAGGUCCUGAAGCGGCUGCUGGCCCACGUUGUUAAGGCCCAGGGCUACUCCAGCUCCGUGCUCCACCCCUGCCUUCCUGCAGGCUACCGCCAGCAGUUCAACCUCAGCAGCGUCUUCGACUCUCCGUGUACGAGCAGCUACAAACCCGCCUCCCGCGGCGCCCCCGCCUCGCUGACGGUGCACGGCGCCGGGCGCUACGAGCAGUGCGAGGGCAACGUGUCGCAGAUCUUCUCCUUUGACGACUGUCCCUUCUCCAGCUGCUCCUUCGACAGAGUCUUCCAGCCAAACGUCUCCGGCAGCUUCAUGGCCUUCUCUGCCUUCUUCUUCAUUCACUCCUUCCUGCAGCGCGUCACCGGCGUCUCCGUGAACUCCCCGUCUCAGCUGGAGCAGGCGUCCAGAACCGUGUGUGGGACCACUUACAAUGAGCUGUUGCGUCUGGCUCCAGACCAAGCCUCUCGCCUGCAGCACUACUGCGCCUCCUCUGUGUUCGUUAAGGUCCUUCUGCUGCGAGGAUACGGCUUCGAUGACGCCUCCUUCUCACGGAUUUCCUUCAGGAAAAAGGCUGGCGACGCCUCGGUGGGCUGGGCUCUGGGCUACAUGCUGACCCUGAGCAACCUGCUGCCGGCGGAGCGCGUGGGGCUGAGGAAGGCCCUGACCCCCGGAGCGUGGGGAGGCCUCAUCUUCCUGUUCGUCCUCCUCCUCACCGCCGUCCUGGUCUUCAUCCUCCUCAGGGCUCACGACGCCAAGAAGAAGGGAGGCAGUGAAAGCACCAUCUAGGCAACGUUCCUUCGAAGCAGUUCAUUCCCUUCAUGAUGCGUUGACAAACUUCAGAGGCGCCCAGAUGCUGACUGUGCUGAGUUCGGUACUGUCACAACCUCCUGCUGACGUCACCCCGUCUAAAGUCAAAGCAAUUCACCUUUUAAGGAUUGUCUUUUAUUUUUUAAGUAUGAGUUUUAGUCGUGGUAUUUUCAGGUGGUUGUUUUUUUUUACUCAUCUUCGUCGGUUUUUAUUAACCUUCAUCUAAAACGUGAGGAGCAGCAGCUGUUUGUGUCUCUGCUGCUUCUUUAAGACAAAGCAAAGCAGUGACAGAAACAGAACCCAACAGCAUGAACCGCAUCCUUUCCACCAUAAGGUUCACAUUGCUUCUGCUAAAUAAGAUCAGAAGCUCUUUAUCGUCAUGUUCUGUCACCACCUUAAAACGUCGCUGUAGCCGAGCAGAUUUUAGCAGAUUUCAGGUUUUCAACUGUGAUGCAUCAGAGGAAUGAGUUUGGGUUGAAACGGUUCAAUAUGGAUCAUCGAUCAGCUGAAUGUGGCUCCGUCCACGCUCGGUCUCUGCUCAUCCCAGAUUAAUAAUAAUAAAUGUUCCUAAACUCUAAA
Messenger RNA from Betta splendens (Siamese fighting fish), 2236 nucleotides. It is a transcript of the gene entpd2b, whose product is annotated as ectonucleoside triphosphate diphosphohydrolase 2b. Gene Ontology annotation, cellular component: plasma membrane. Bases 122 to 1636 code for a protein of 504 amino acids. The transcript is spliced from 10 exons. NCBI's taxonomy places the organism in Eukaryota, Metazoa, Chordata, Actinopteri, Anabantiformes, Osphronemidae. Gene Ontology annotation, biological process: nucleoside diphosphate catabolic process. Gene Ontology annotation, molecular function: UDP phosphatase activity; GDP phosphatase activity. The record is from RefSeq and is a predicted model, not a curated record.